UUCCCGUCCAACAGGUGUCAACAUUUUGGCGGUUAGGAACAAUGAUUUCGAGUAGUGGUGCUGACUCAAGAUCCGUUAGUAAUUUCGAGUUGAAAGCUAUCAAUGCAAUUGAUAAUCGCCGUUUCUGUCGUGGAUUGAAGAGUUUGUUCCUGGAGUAUUGCUCGAACAGUACCAUUCAUGGGAUUAAAUACUUUGGAUGUAAAAGGCGAACCAUCUACGAGAAAGUUUGGUGGGUGGUCACGUUUCUGAUAUCGGUGUACGGAUGUAGUCAGUUGAUUCAGAAUAUCUACCGUAAAUGGGAUCAAACGCCGGUGAUUGUGAGUUUUAACGAGAAGAGCACUCCGGUGUGGCAGAUUCCAUUUCCGGCGGUUACGAUUUGUCCCGAGACGAAGGCCAAGACGCAGUAUCUGAAUUUCACCUCGUUAUACCAUCUGGUUCAGAAUGAAACUGAGAAAGAGUCGCUGGAUCCGGAAAGCUACGAUCGAUUCAGAGCUUUGGCUCAGGUUUGUGAUGCUCACAUUACGCGAAAUUUCCUUCUUAAUCAAACGGUGGAUAGUGAAUGCGUGAAUUGGUUAAAGAACAUUUCUGUUUCCAAGGAAGAGAUGUUAAUGUUCUGCAAAUGGAGGAAUGAAGCGUCGUCGUGUGACGAUAUGUUUUCGGAAACGCUGACCGAGGAAGGAAUCUGUUAUACGUUCAAUUCGCUAAGUGCAGAAGAUUUGUUAAGGCAAGAAAUGUUGCACAUGGAUUAUCAGUAUGUUACUAAGAAUUUUUCGUCAACUCAAUGGUCACUGGAAACUGGAUAUCGAGAGGAUGCCGAUAUUGAUACUUAUCCCGUAAGGGUUCUAGGGGCUGGAGCACGUGCAGGAUUAAAUAUUCUACUGAGGUUAUACAACUAUGAUUUGGAUUAUCUGUGUCGUGGUCCUGUGCAAGGUUUUAAAGUAUCGCUGCAUACAUCUGGAGAGUACCCUCAGGUAUCCAAGCAGUACUUCCGAGUGCCACUUCACCAAGAGGUAAUCAUAUCGGUUAAGCCGGAGAUGAUAACCACUUCCGAAGGUUUGCGCCAUUACGCUCCACACCGCCGCCAGUGCUACUUCAACUACGAACGCCGGCUCAAGUACUUCAAGGUGUACACGCAGCAGAACUGCGAACUGGAAUGCAUCACCAAUUUUACGCUGAAGACCUGUGGGUGUGUGAAAUUUUCGAUGCCCCGCGAAGAGGGAACGGAAAUCUGCGGGGCCAGCCAGAUCGAGUGCUACAACGAAGCCGAGGACGAGCUGCUGAGCCACGAAGUCAAGUACACGGUGGACAAGCGGUACGAUUUCCGGGCCAAGUGUGACUGCUUGCCGGCGUGCGUCUCGGUGCAGUACGAUGCGGAGAUUUCCCAGGCGGAUUUUAAUUGGAAGGACCUUUUUCAUGCUUACAAGAGUCCGCUGGAGGAGUUUCCCGGAGUGCAACUGGCCCGACUUACGAUCUACUUCAAGGAGGCACAAUUCAUCACAUCCAAGCGCAGUGAGCUGUACGGUGUAACGGAUUUCCUGGCCAACUGUGGUGGCCUGCUGGGGCUGUUCAUGGGAGUCAGCUUGUUGAGUCUGGCGGAGAUUGUGUACUUUUGCUCGAUUCGUCCAUUUACCAUACUCCGAUCUUAUCGGACAAAGCAAGUGCAGCCGAAGCCAGUGGCGCCUUUUCUGGCUCCUGUUUUUGAUAUUGAGAAAACGAAAGAAAAUUAAGUAGUGUAAAUACUUAAAUUUACGGUAAAUUUAGCAGUGUCAAACUAGAUUUUUAAAAAGAAAGUAAGAAGAACUGUAUGUUUGUUCUUGUUGGUAAAUAUUUGAAUUGAUUCUUCAUGUUUUCAUACUAAAUUAUUCUUAUCAAUAGCGUUGAAAAUAA
This is a messenger RNA of Aedes albopictus (Asian tiger mosquito), 1887 nucleotides long. Its product is annotated as pickpocket protein 28. The transcript is spliced from 7 exons. The record is from RefSeq and is a predicted model, not a curated record. Gene Ontology annotation, molecular function: ligand-gated sodium channel activity. Bases 42 to 1727 code for a protein of 561 amino acids. NCBI's taxonomy places the organism in Eukaryota, Metazoa, Arthropoda, Insecta, Diptera, Culicidae. Gene Ontology annotation, biological process: sodium ion transmembrane transport. Gene Ontology annotation, cellular component: plasma membrane.